Brassica oleracea var. oleracea is the source of this 788-nucleotide messenger RNA. RefSeq names its product protein AIG2. NCBI's taxonomy places the organism in Eukaryota, Viridiplantae, Streptophyta, Magnoliopsida, Brassicales, Brassicaceae. Bases 73 to 603 code for a protein of 176 amino acids. The transcript has 5 exons. The record is from RefSeq and is a predicted model, not a curated record.
GGACAAUGGACAUUUUAACGACACACAUGUAGAUCAAGGACACAUGAACUAGAGUAGGAGAGACAAAGGAAGAUGAGUAUCUUGUCAGGGAAAGCAGCUGGUCAUGAUCUCUUUGUCUAUGGCAGUCUCCAAGAUCCCCAAGUCGUUAACGUGCUGCUUAAUCGCGUCCCUGACCAUAGCUCCGCCGUACUCUCCUGCUUUCACAGGUUUAAAAUCAAGAAUCGUCUUUAUCCAACAAUUCUACCGGACGGUAACGGACAAGUCACCGGAAAGGUGCUAAAGGGCAUAACAGAUGACGAGCGUAAGUUGUUAGAUGAUUUUGAGGAUGUUGAAUAUGACAGAAAGGCUGUUGAAGUGGUGCUUACGGGUACUUCAGAGAAGCUACAAGUGGGAACAUAUGUAUGGAGGAACAAAGAUGAUCCUGAUCUUUAUGGCGAAUGGGACUUUGAGGAAUGGAAACUACAUGACAGGGAAGCUUUCAUAACCGCCACAAAGAAGUUUAUGGAAGAGCGGAAAUUGCCUGAAGCUAAGACGAGGAUCGACACAUUCAAAACGUUCUUUAAGCAGGAUGAUACUGAGGAUGGGAAACCUCUGCAUUCGUAAUGACUUGUGGUUCUUACGGUGAGGCCAUUGCUUCACCUUCAUUUGAAAUAAGACUUGUGGAAACAUGAUUGUGAUAAAACUCAAGUGAAACUACUAGAGAGAUUGCCUUGCAUGAUCAUAUAAUCCCAAGUAACAUCUUAUGAUUUGUAAUUUCAUUGAAAAGUGACUUCUCUUUUAUUUUUUUA